Capsicum annuum is the source of this 2148-nucleotide messenger RNA. Its product is annotated as putative exopolyphosphatase. The record is from RefSeq and is marked provisional. Gene Ontology annotation, molecular function: pyrophosphatase activity. NCBI's taxonomy places the organism in Eukaryota, Viridiplantae, Streptophyta, Magnoliopsida, Solanales, Solanaceae.
GUCAUCCAUCAGUCGUCGCCGGAAUAGAUGUCGACCAAUCUCCCAAUUCCUCCCAAAACAACCUCAAUUCCCGCCAGGAAUGCCACCAAUGACAACCUAUUCGCCGCCGUAGACAUCGGCACUAACUCCUUCAAGCUCCUCAUAGUUCGGGCCGACCCUUCCACCGGCCGUUUCCUCGCCGUCGAUCGGUUCAAGGAAAGAGUCCUCCUCGGCCUUGAUACUACUACCUCCGCCACUACCUCCGCCACUAUCUCCACCGCCUCCCUACUACGCGCCACCACAGCACUUCGAAACUUCCAGAAGCUUCUCCAAUCCCGUCGCGUUCCUUCCUCCCAUUCUCGCUUCGUAGCAACUUCUGCUGUUCGAGAAGCUUCCAAUCAAUCACAGUUUCUUCAAUCUAUUGAUGAAACCCUAGGCCUGAAAGUUGAUGUGCUCUCCGGUCUCGAAGAGGCUCGCCUUAUUUACCAAGGUAUACUUCAAUUUCAUCCUGUUCAUGACCGUACAGUGCUUACAAUUGACAUAGGAGGUGGCUCUACUGAGUUCGUAAUUGGAAAAGAGGGGAAUAUUUUGUUCUCUAUUUCACUAGCACUGGGACAUGUCACUUUAGCUCAAAAAUUUCCACAAGUUACAGAAAUGCGGGAACAUAUUAAGUUUAUAAUCCGUGCCUCGCUUAAAGAGAAGGUUAAGCUUUAUGAUAUUGAUAAAGUGAUUGGUUCAUCGGGGACGAUAGGAAUAUUGAGAAGGCGAUUUUCCAUGGCUAUGCAAGAUGUGGAGUGCAUAUUUGAGGAAAAUAAGAGGGAUUGGAGUUUUACAGCGGACGAAUUGAAGGGCUUGGUGGAGAUGUUGAGUAAGGAAGAGAGAAGUGGAGGGAAGGUUCGAAAGCAGAGUUUUUUCAAGAAGAGCUUAAAAUUUGUUGUGGCAGGGGCAGUUUUAUUGGAGGAAAUAUUUGAGGAGCUUAAGCUUGAGGAGAUGGAGGUUUCUGGGUAUGCAUUAGGAGAGGGUGUGAUUGCAGAGAAGUUAGGAGAGGCUUUUGAUAAUUAUGAUCCGAGGGCUAACGCGAGGUGGAGGUCUAUAGUGAGGCUCGGGGCAAGGUUUAAUAAUAAGCAGCGCAUGAAAUCUGCUGCAUUAUGCUUUAGUGUUGCGAAGGAGAUGUUUGAUGGUUUGAAAAACAGGCAUGAAUUAGGCAAUGGUUCUGAUGGAUUCGUUGUAUCUGUGGAGGAUAAAGAUCUUGAGUUUCUUGAGGCAGCUUGUUUGCUUCAAAAAAUCGGUCUUUGCGUUGGUAAAAAGGGCUAUCAUAAGCAAUCUUACCAUAUAAUAAUGAAUGGCGAUCAUCUGCAUGGUUAUAAUGACACAGAGGUUAAGUUAAUAGCUCUACUCGUGCGGCACCACAGAAAGAAACUUCCUGAAUACGAUCAUGUGGUGCCUGAUGAAUUAACAGAAGAGAUGAGAGGGAAAUUCAGAAUUCUUUGUGCUAUUCUACGUGUAUCUGCUGCAGUGGAGAAACUUCAGCUGGCCAACAUCGACAAUGUGGAAUUCUCACAUACUUGUGAAGGAUAUAAAUUGGUACUUGAAGCAGGAAAUUUGCCUUUCCCUGGUAAUGAGCUGCCAUCAGUAGAAGACUUUGAGUCAGAGCUUGGUGCAGAGUUGGAACAUUUCAGAAUGGUGUUCCAAGAAAGAUUGUCAAUUGCCGUCACUUCAAGCACUUCAGCAUAAUCUGGAAGAGAUGCUAGGAAUUGUGAGAUGCCUUUACUGGGCUUCCUAAUAAAAUGAUGGUCAACUCUUGUAUUCUGUAAAAGCCAUGCUGCAAUGCAUGUCAUAUGCAUACGUAUAUGCACACACACGCAUACACAAACACUACAACUGUUACAAGUAACAGUAAACAGCGUCGUCUUGUCACACUAGAAGCUUAUUCCUGUGUACCCUGUAAAAGCCAUGCUGUAAUGCAUGUUAUACCCACACACAUACACAAACACAUCAACUGUUAUAAAUAACAGUAACCCACAUUGUCUUGUCACACUAGAAGCUUAUUCCAGUAGAUCCUUACUGUAUUCUAGCGAAUAGUUGCUGAACUUGUUCUCUAGCUGUAGCGUUGAAACUCAAUGUAUUUAUCUUUUAUUUUUUGAUAUUUUACUUAAGUGUAAUCUUCUU